AUGCCCGGAGGGAGCAAGUUCUUGGACCUCGCUCAGCGCGCCUUGCCCGGACGCGGCCAGCAGCAGCAGCAGCCGUCCUACCGCCAAGAGCGCGGCGACGACAACUCACACUACCACGAGGGAAACAGGUCUCCUUCACCCGCAUCCUCCAUCGACCACGCAUUCUCCACCUCCUUGCACGGCGCACCAAUGCAGGAGGUGCAGUACACAGACGACCUUCUCAUCCCGCCCAGCCUCCCCUUCUCAGAGGUCACGGGCGGCCAGUAUGACAACAACGGAUCCCGCCAGAGCUCAUACUCGGACCUCACAGAGCUCCGUGGUAACCGCAAGGAUGACAGGCCCCCAUCGCUGUCUGUAAACUAUGUCCCUACAAAGUUUACAAGGCUCCACGCUCAAGGUGAAUGGGCACACCGUCGCCCCAAGCAGGGAGGUGGCCGUGACGCGUUCGCCGCCAACGCGCACCGCAUGGGCCAAAUGGGCACCGUCGACGACGACGACGGACUCGUCUUCCAGCUUGGCAAGGGCGGCCUCAAGGCAAAGCACAAGCCCAAGCUUCGCUGGAACCGCUUCAAGUGGAUCCUCUUCAUCGCAAACUCGGUCCUCAUCUCUUACGCCAUGGCUGGCCUGGUUUCCGCCAUUCUUGUUUGGCUCAACGUCUUCUACCGCUCCGACGUUAUCCGCGUCGGUAACCGCGAGGAGCUGAUUCUUUCCACCAUUGGGGGUGCCAUCAUGGUGUUCACUUCGCUCCUUGGUUUCUCGGGCAUUCUGCUCAACUACCGCCCCUUCCUUGCGGUCUACACUGUUCUUCUCUGGGUCUGCCUCGCGUUCAUCGUGGCUCCCGGCUACAUUACCUACAAGCGCCGCACUUUCAACCUCGAGGGCAAGAUCAACCUGCAGUGGUCGCGUUCCCUUGGCACUGUCGGCCGUCUGCGUGUCCAGGACGCCCUCCGCUGCUGUGGUUACUUUAGCCCCUCCAUCGAGGCCACCGUCUCGCCCCUGUGCUACCCCCGCUCGGUUGAGGAGGGCUGCAAGAGCCCGUACCUCAAGCUCGAGCGUGUGGUCCUCAAGACUUGGUACAUCGUCGCCUUUUCCCUUGUCCCGCCCCACAUCCUCAUCAUCCUCGCUGGUCUGCUGUGCUCCAACCACGUCACGUACCGCUUCGGUAAGGGUCUCACCCCCAAGCGCUACCGCCUCGACAUGGACUCGAUGGCCGUCAUUAUGAACGACUAUGCCACCCAGAUCGCCUCGCAGUACGGCCCCGACGUCGCUGCCGAGGCCGUCUCGCGCUCGUCGCUCCACCUCGACUCGCGUCCCGGAUCGCGCGCCGGAUCCCGCCGCGGCUCCAUUGCCGGCGGCUCGUCGCAGGGCCACGGCCUCGCCGGCGGCUCGCGCCUGGCCCAGUCGACAUCGUACAACUCGCCAUUCGACGACGAGACCGACAACCAGCAGUACGAAAACGCCAGCCAGCAGUACCACGACGCCGCCGCCGGCGGUAACCGCUACGCCGACGCAGACCUGUACAGCGACGACCACCACGCUGCUGGCUCAUCCUCGCGGCACAACCAGGGCGGCUGGGCGCAGUAG
This is a messenger RNA of Apiotrichum porosum, 1584 nucleotides long. RefSeq lists its product as uncharacterized. The coding region runs from base 1 to 1584 and encodes 527 amino acids. The transcript has 3 exons. Gene Ontology annotation, cellular component: membrane. NCBI's taxonomy places the organism in Eukaryota, Fungi, Basidiomycota, Tremellomycetes, Trichosporonales, Trichosporonaceae. The record is from RefSeq and is a predicted model, not a curated record.